Molecule: messenger RNA, 1539 nt
Organism: Lathyrus oleraceus (garden pea)
Lineage: Eukaryota; Viridiplantae; Streptophyta; Magnoliopsida; Fabales; Fabaceae
Product: protein COFACTOR ASSEMBLY OF COMPLEX C SUBUNIT B CCB2, chloroplastic
Exons: 6
Coding region: 165-1049 (294 amino acids)
Biological process (GO): cytochrome b6f complex assembly
Source: RefSeq, a predicted model, not a curated record
AUUAAACUUUUCUUAAAUUUUUCUAUAUAUAUUAAACUUUUCUUUCAAUCACUAACAUUUAACCAAAAUCAAUACAUUUAACCAAAAACAGUUUUAUAAAAUCACCACUACAAACAAGUGUGUGAGUAGCAAUAACCGGAGAAACCUUAACCAGAAAAGAAAAGAUGAACAGCAUAACCAUUCUAUCAUUGAAACCCUGUAUUCCUCCUAACAAACUUCUUUUCCCCAAAACUUUCUCCACAAAAUCAACAACAAUACUUCGUGCAAAUCUUCAGCCACCCAAUUCCACCAACACAACAUCCCAACAACAACAACAACAACAGCUCAAUCUAUCCGUUCUUCGCUUCACAUUAGGAAUACCUGGGUUUGAUGAAUCUUACUUGCCUAGAUGGAUUGGUUACGCUUUUGGUUCUCUUCUCAUCUUAAAUCACUUCCUUGGUUCUGAUUCUUCCACCAUUACACCACCUCAGCUUAGAACAGAGGUUUUGGGUCUGUCUUUGGCUUCCUUCUCAAUUCUGCUGCCUUACCUUGGUAAAUUUCUCAAGGGUGCUCAACAAGUGGAUCAAACAACUCUACCAGAUGGAACACAACAAAUAUUUGUCAUGUCAGCCGAUAUAGCGGAUGGUCUGAAGGAAGACCUAGCUUGGACGUCAUAUAUUUUGCUGCGUAAUACAAAUGCCAUAGCUGCGCUCAUUUUGAUUCAAGGAGAAAUAUGUGCAAGGGGCUACUGGAACGAAAUCGAUGAUUCAUCAAAAGAAAUUCUUCUUGGACAGUUUAGAAACAAAAUUGAAAAUGCUGGCCUCAACAAUUUGAAGGAGACCCUAUAUUUUCCACAAGAUGCAGAUUCUGAAUUUCAGGAUCUUCUACCUAAAGGGGCUCGCUCUCUUCUGGUGCAGCCAAUAUUACAAGUUUCUAUGGAGAGUGCUACUGAUUCGCAAAAACCGGCGGGAUUUAUUCUGCUGGUCUCGACCACGAGAUAUGCAUUUAGCAUUAAAGACAGAGCCUGGAUUGCAGCUGUUGCCAACAAGCUUAGAGGUAACUUGAAGUGAAGAGGUAGUAUACUUGCUGCAAGGAUGGUAAUGUGGUAACAUAAGGACGGACCAGGUUGUGCAUAUUAUGCUUGCUACAAAUGUGUAUAUCACAAAUGAAAUACACAUUUGUGAUAUCAUCCUUGAAAGUGUAAUUAUACAGCAAGUUGACCUGAUGAUCAGAAAGAUACUCUUGCAAAAUCAUGUACAAUGAAACUGUCCAUAUUUAGUAUCCGGCCUUUGAUCAAAUAGAAUUACCUCCCAUGGAAAAAAUUAGGAAAGACCAGGUUGUGGAUAUUCCAUCAUCUCUCAGAACUUUGAUCCAGUGCUUUGUGGCUCCAAUAAGUGUAAAAGUUAUCUUUUGAGGUAUACCAAGAUUAAACAUUUGUUCAGUACAUUUGUAUAUUUUAAUCAAAACUUUAUAACUAUAAAUUUGGGAAAAUUGAAUAUGUACAUGAUAAACAAAGUCGUUGAAUGAAAUGCUAAUGUCAAAAAGUGAAUGAUAAACUAA